GUACGUUGAGGCAUAUUGUUAUUGAAUGAAAAAUUUACUGAAUGGGCAAUUAUUUUAAAGCUUAUACCUGCAAGAUAAUUAUAACAGCGCUAUAUACUUUUGCAUAUAGAAGAGUAUCCUGAUUAUGCUCGAUAAUGAUGGGUGCGACGAGAAUUUCUUCGAAAAACCUACUAGAGCAUAUCCUCAUAAAAAACAUCGCUGCAACAUUAGAACCGGCAAUACUAUAAGGACUGGAAAGAGUAGUGAUGCAGAUCGUUUAUCUAACAAAGAACUUGUAAGAAAAUGGAUUGUCUUCAAUAAUAAUGAUAUAACUGUAGACGAAUCUCUCAAUAAUAUUGAAGGGAAUCAUUUUAUAAUUCAUGAUAGUUUAGUAUUAAAUAUUGCUCGAAAUCCAGAGGAAUAUGGUCAUUCAGACCCCUUUUUCUAUUCGUUAAACAAGCAGAAAAGAUGGUUGCUAGACGCUCAUUUAAAGAAUAAGUAUCUAUGUGGAAAUAGCUAUAGUAUUGGUAUGAUAGACAAGACUACCGUAGAUUUUAGGAGACGGGGUCAGACCUUUUCCUACACUAAUUCAAAAGGAUUAUCUAGAUCUGCGGUAAAAACGUUUUCCCACGAUAAAGACUUAUAUGUAGAUUAUCUUUGUGGAGAUGAUCCUCAUAUUCAAGAAUUUCGUGGUACUUAUGAUUUCGAAAUACUCUACGAAAUGUAUCGUAAAAGUCCUAUUACUUCUUAUCAAUCAACUAAAAAACUGCAAAAGAAACCUAAACGAAAACGUAGAUGUCUUCCCGUAUUCAAACAUUUGAUUGAUUCUUUUAUUAAUGAAAAUUCGCUCGAUAAAGAAUCGGAAAGACAGAUAAGAAUUUUAAGAAAUUUAAGAUUAUGCCAACAAAUAGAAAUAGGAGAAAAGGAGAAAAGGAAGGAGAAUAUAUUGAAUAAACCAUUUGCUAUAAUUCCUAAGGAAGCUCUUAGUUCAUUUAUUAAAGAUAGUCGGUCAGAAGAUAUUGCAAUUUUAGAUGAAUAUUCUACUAAACCAUUAACAAUAAUGCUUGACUUUUCAAAGAGACUUUCUAAAGGCUUUAAGAGAAAGAACGUUUCAGAAUGUAUUAUUAACAACUUUAUAUUUAUGACUAAGCUAGAACUAACAGAGUGUCCAAACAGUUCAAAAGAUAUUGUUAUUAAAUUAGAGAAUGGUACCAAUCUUCAAUGUUUUCCUAAUUCUAAUAUUCAAUUUACCGAUACAAUAAAAGUAAAAUCCUUUCGAAAACUAUUAGGUUUUCUCAUUGGAAAAUAUUCAAAAUGGAUUCAUCAAUCGGAACUAUUUUCUCUAAUUGGAGAUGACGAUAAUUUAAUAGGAAAAACCAAUACGAAUGAUAAUAUACUAUUUAGAAACAAAACAGAUAAGAUUAUUAGUAAUUGGCUAUUAUCGUUUAUUAAUUGUACUCAGGAAUCUAUUAGUAUUAAACAGUUACUUUUAAAUGAUCAAAAGGAGGAUGAACAUUUCAAGUUACUUGAUAAAAUACCUCCAGUAGAAUUUAGUAAAGAUCUCACUUUUAUUUGUGCAAUUUGCUACUCGAAAAAUGAUGGUUAUGGAUUAAAAUGUGGACAUCGGUUUUGCAAGGACUGUUGGAUGCGUUCCGAUAUUAAUAAUACUGAAUGUAUAUUAACUGAAUGUAAAGAGAAAAUACCACUACCAAUCUUAAUAUCAAUGUAUGGCUUCCAUCAUUAUUUUACAACAAAGAAAAGGAGAAGUUUAGAGAAAAUUUAUCAAUUAGGACCCAGAUGUAGGAAUAACGAAUGCUGCAUGGUUUUUAUUAAAAACUGUAACAAUAGUAUGGGAAUUCUGGAAUGCGACUGCGGGGAAUUUUUCUGCUGUAUUUGUAAACUUGAUUGUCAUUGGCCUUUAAAUUGUAAAGAGAAUAGCAUCUUUGAGAAAAUUAUUCAAAGAAUUGAGUACAAGGAAUCUGAUAAUUGGCAAUUGGAAGAUGAGAUUACAGUUGAUGAUAAUUUAUCGAAGGCAAUAAAAGCGUACGAUUCAUUCAAGAGGUUUAAUUUUAAGGUGGUCAAAUGUAAAGCGAAAUUUAUAGCAUAUAGAUGGCGGUGUUCAUCUCAAAAUCCUCAAUAUAAUAGGAGAAGGCAAGCGUUUAGCGCUGAUUUAUAUGCACAUGCGCUAAAAAGCCUUCAAUUUUGCUAUAUAACUUUAUAUAGGGCUGAUUAUUUAACUUGCUAUUGCUAUUUAUUACAAAGAACAAAGAAGUAUAACAUUAUUGUCAAGGAUAUCAUUCAGCAAAUAGAACUCGCUAGAUUAGAGACAAAGAAGCUAAUUAAAUGCACAGAAGAAAUGAUGGAUUUUAACGAAACUAUUAUAAAAAGAUUAAAUUCUUUAUGUGGUUUGUUAGAAGAUUCUUUAAAGAAAUUAGUCUUUAAAUUAUUAAAAUCAAUUCCGAUUAUUCUAUAAUAGGAAAAUAUUGUUUUCUUCUCUUUAUUUACUUUAUUCUCGUUUCAGAAUGAUUAUUCUUUCCUUUUUUGAGAUUCAACUAAUAAAAAAUGAUGUUAACUUUCA
Molecule: messenger RNA, 2557 nt
Organism: Dimorphilus gyrociliatus
Lineage: Eukaryota; Metazoa; Annelida; Polychaeta; Dinophilidae
Source: the annotation of a GenBank genome assembly